Scleropages formosus (Asian bonytongue) is the source of this 3844-nucleotide messenger RNA. Its product is annotated as enhancer of polycomb homolog 1-like. Gene Ontology annotation, biological process: regulation of transcription by RNA polymerase II. NCBI's taxonomy places the organism in Eukaryota, Metazoa, Chordata, Actinopteri, Osteoglossiformes, Osteoglossidae. The transcript is spliced from 14 exons. The record is from RefSeq and is a predicted model, not a curated record. Bases 742 to 3084 code for a protein of 780 amino acids. Gene Ontology annotation, cellular component: NuA4 histone acetyltransferase complex.
CGGGCAGGCGGCAGCAGGCCAGUUGUGCUCUUCGCUGCCCCAUAAUGCCAAGCUCUACGCACAGCUCAACGCACGCGUUUCAGGACCGAGAUCCAAGACUAGGACCAUCCGCCGUACUUUGAAAAUGAAACAUCCAAGAACACGACAUGAGUGGGUGUCCAGCUCAUCGCCCGGCUCCAGCCGGUGUGUUUCGGUGCCUUUCCCUUCCCCCCCCCCCCCUUGUGGCGGAGGAGUUUCUCUGAAAGAAAAACCAGAAGGUGCGGUGGUUCGAGCUCAGCCUCUGAUCCUAAGGCUGCAGGUUUUAAUCCCAGGAGGGGCUUCCGUAACCGGCGACGCUGAGCUUGUUGCAGCGGCGGCCCCUCGAACAUCACACAUCAAACACGAGGCAAAGAGCCAAGUCGAAACGCAUUUGUGACGGUUGACGCCACGCGGCCACCUGUUGGAGACGUUGGCUUCCGGCCGCUUUGCAUGAGCGCGGCGCGCAGCCGUUUCAGGUGCCACUGCGGUGGGGUCGCGCUGCCUGGGUGAGUGGAACUGACUCCUGUCGACACCGGACUACCUGUUCGUAUGUGUACUUUUUUUACCGGUAUUCCCUCUGCUUUAUACCACGUUUACUGGUUUUGAUCGUCGGCAGCAGUACUAAGGCGCCACGAUGAAUAAGGAUGUUCAGGAGUUACUCAAUGUUUCUGAAACUUUCUCCUGUACAGGUGCUGAUGAGGACCUUUGCUAUGGGGGACAUGGAUGCGGUUCCGGAACGUUCCUCCACGCUGGCGUUUGGAUCGCAGUCGGACCCUUUUUGUCCGAUUGACAGAGGAGCACCACCUCCAGCGGGCAAUUUCAGCACAGCAGGUCUACGGGGAGAAGCGAGACAACAUGGUGAUUCCGGUGCCAGAGGCAGAGAGCAACAUCUCCUACUACGAUUCCCUCUACCCUGGGGAAUUCAGGAUGCCAAAGCAGCUCAUUCACAUACAGCCUUUCAGUCUGGACACAGAGCAGCCAGACUAUGACCUCGAUUCAGAUGAUGAGGCGUUUGUGAAUAAGCUGAGGAAGAAGAUGGAGAUUACUCCUCUACAGUUUGAGGAGAUGAUCGACCGUUUGGAGAAGGGCAGCGGACAGCAGCUGGUCACCUUGCAGGAAGCCAAGCUGCUUCUGAAGGAGGAUGACGACCUUAUCCGCGAGGUGUUUGACUACUGGACGCGCAAGCGAAAGGCCUGCAAGAGUGCCUCCCUCAUUCCUGUCGUCAAGCAGGAGAAGCGAGAUGGCUCCAGUACCAACGACCCCUAUGUUGCCUUCCGGCGGAGAACUGAGAAGAUGCAGACACGCAAGAACCGCAAGAACGAUGAAGCGUCAUAUGAGAAGAUGUUGAAGCUACGGAGAGACCUGAGUCGUGCAGUUACCAUCUUGGAGAUGAUCAAGCGACGUGAGAAGAGCAAGAGGGAGCUGCUGCACCUCACACUGGAGAUUGUGGAAAAGAGGUACAGCAUGGCGGAUUUCGGUGGGGAAGUGAUGGCAGAGGUCUUGGCACAGCGGGCUCUUAUCAAGCCAACGUACACCAUGCCUCUAAUACCCCUCUCCAGUAAUCAGUUCCGGCACCAGGAUCACCUGGAGCUCAAGGACUUUAAGCCCAAGCCCGAGAAGACGGAAGUGGUCAGGACGAAAAGGAAGUACGAGAAGAAGCCCAAAGUCUUACAGCCAUCGUCCUCAGUGUCCCAGCAGUCAGGUCACUCCAGCCUACCAGCAUUCAACGCCAAGGACCUGAACCAAUACGACUUCCCCAGCUCAGACGAGGAGCCCUUCUCUCAGAUGCUUUCAGGCUCUUCGGAAGCUGAGGAGGACAGCGACCCAGAUGGCCCCUUUGCUUUCCGCAGGAAGGCUGGCUGUCAGUACUAUGCUGCUCAGCCAGGCCAAGGCAGCAACUGGCCAUGGUGCGACCCCGGUGACCCGCGGUACCGCUACAGCCUGACCACCCUGACAGUUCCCCACCGUUGUGUGGGGUUGGCACGGCGACGUGUGGGCCGAGGGGGCAGGUUCCUGCUGGACAGAGCACACUCAGACCUGGACAACGUGUUUUAUGGGCUGGAUCCAGAAAUGCACUCCCUGCCGGCGCAGUCUCCGAAUGGCAAGCUUGCCAGUACCUCAGAAUCAAAUACCUCGGAUCGACCGGCACCCCCUGACUUGGGCCACAUCUUGUUGAACAUUAAGUCUUGUCGGUGGAGACACUUCAGACCUCGGACACUACCACGAGACUCAGACUCAUCAGGACUGUACAGGGGUUUGACCCGCGUGUCCAUGGCAAAUCCCAGGACACAGACGGGCGGAUCGACCUCCCAGAGCAGGACUGGGCCUGGACCAGCGCCAGCUGCUGCGCUCACGGCUGAGCAGUACCAGCAGCACCAGGAGCAGCUGGCUCUCAUGCAGAAGCAGCAGUUGGAGCAGAUCCAGCAGCAGCAGGCAGGCAAUGCCCCGGCUGCCUUGACAACACAGGGUUUAGUGUCAAAGACGCUGGAUUCUGCAAGUGCCCAGUUCGCCGCCUCAGCCCUGGUGACCACAGAAGAGUUGCUGGCUAUCAAGGCUAAGGAGGAGAUUGUGCUGGGCAUCGGUGUCAAUGGAGUCUUGCCAGGCUCGGGUGUCUACAAAGGCUUACACCUGGCGAGCGCCGCGCCUGCAGCCCUGGUUAACACGAGCCCGCCAGCAGCAGUGGCAGCCACGACGACAGCAAAUACAGCAGCGCCCGCCUUCCACCAGCCCUCUGCUGCCAACAGCAGCGGCAUGACUGCACAGACACCCAGCGGCCAUGGCGCCGCUGCUCAGGUCCUGAUGGGGAACAGCGUGCGCCUGGGCAUGUCAUCCGCAGGCGGCACCGUCAACUCAAUCACCACUCUCAACGCACGGCACAUACCCAGGACUCUAACCGCCGUUCCACCAUCUGCCUUAAAGCUGGCUGCUGCCGCCACCGCAAACUGCCAGGUGCCUAAGGUCACUGCCGCGUCUUCCCUGGACAUGGUGGUCAGGGAAAAUCACGAUCAAGAGACGACAGCGUUGAACAGUAUAGCGGACAGUACAGUGGCCAUGGAAGUAACGUAGUGUUUGGAAGGAAGGGCGUCGGCAUGGAAACUCACCCGGGCGCUAUGCAUUGUAGCAUAGUGGACACAGGGAAUGGCGGAGUGCAGCGCGUCGUUUCCGUGGCAACUGUCGGGACUCGAUUGCAAUGCUCAUCUCGUGCUUUUUUCAUUUAUUUGUUACUGUUAAUAAGAAGCAUCAACAUCUGUAAAUUAUGAAUAUGGCAAUUCUAUGUACAGUACUCCGUAUUUGUAAUACACUUGUAUAUAUGUUACUUGAAUACAGAACUGUUCAUUUGUGAUGUUUUGCACUUGGGAAAAAAAGUAAAACAAAAAAAAAAAAAAUUGCAACUGGUAAGUGAGGCGAGAGCGCCGUAGCGAAGACGGACGUCAUCACAUGUGCAUGGUGCGGAACCUGCUGUUUUACCUAUUUAUUGUGCUGUGUUUACAGUUUCUUUGUACACUGUACCUUCAUUGGUUCCUGUGCUGUAGUCAGUGUGUUAGGUAGCUAUGGACUCCUCGGUAUUUUCUAUAUUGUGAACAUUACUGGGUUCCCAGGUUGGGUCCCGAUUGUUCUGUGUAUCAUGUGGAAAUAAUGGUGACAUACAUACAGAAGUGUAUGGGGGGGGGGGCAGGGAUUCAAGGCUCGGGACGGUGGUGGGUCAUCGCUUUUUGGGAUCUUCCAGUUGUGGUCCCAAGACAAGUAACAAAUCAGGAAUGAAGUCUCUUUCCAGAAGCUUGUGCUGCUUCCAAAUUCACUGAGCACUUUUUUUUUUUUUUUUUUU